Messenger RNA from Triticum aestivum (bread wheat), 1951 nucleotides. RefSeq names its product chaperone protein ClpB1. Gene Ontology annotation, biological process: cellular response to heat. Gene Ontology annotation, molecular function: ATP hydrolysis activity; ATP binding. The transcript is spliced from 5 exons. NCBI's taxonomy places the organism in Eukaryota, Viridiplantae, Streptophyta, Magnoliopsida, Poales, Poaceae. Gene Ontology annotation, cellular component: cytoplasm. The record is from RefSeq and is a predicted model, not a curated record. The coding region runs from base 561 to 1730 and encodes 389 amino acids.
ACCCAUGUUGCAUCACAUACAUUCAGUUUAAUUUAGUUCAACUAAUGUAUAAAUCAUGUUUACGUAUUGAACAAAUUCAUGAUAGUGUCAUAUGCAUCAAUUAAUAGAGCAGUGCUUUCUUUCUGCCGAGUUGCUCUCAUGAGUGGCAAGGAUGCAUAUACGUUGGUGCAAUUGAAGGGCAGGAAUUAUUUCAUGAGACUGCUGUCAAGUACCCAUGUUGCAUCACAUACAUUCAGUUUAAUUUAGUUCAACUAAUGUACUCCCUCCGUUCCUAAAUGUAAGUCUUUUUAGAGUUUCCACUACAAACUACAUACGGAUGUAUAUAGACAUAUUUUAGAGUGUAGAUUCACUCAUUUUGCUCUGUAUGUAGUCCAUAGUGUAAUCUCUAGAAAGACUUAUAUUUAGGAACGGAGGGAAUAUAAAUCAUGUUUUAUGCUAUUGAACAAAUUCAUUAUAGUGUCAUGUGCAUCAAUUAAUGGAGCAGUGCUUUCUUUCUGCCGAGUUACUCUCAUGAGUGUCAAGGAUGUAUAUAUGUUGGUGCGAAUUGACCGAUUAUAUUGAUGUCCUUAGUCCUUACUGUAGGUCGUCAAUUUCCUGACAAGGCAAUUGACCUGAUUGAUGAGGCUUGUGCCACGGCAACCAAAACGAUGAUGCCAGUUGGCGACCAAGAAGAGAAUGUGAACACUGUGCAGAGUACCUCUAAAAAUGCAGCCAAGGAGGCAAUUGUUUCCCCAAAUCAUGUUGCGCAAGUUGUGAGCCAAUGGACUGGAAUUCCUGUCGCUGCGCUUGACCAAGAGGAGAAGCAUAGACUAAUCCACCUACCAAGCAGACUACGCGAGCGAGUUGUUGGCCAGGAUGAAGCCGUAAAUCUGGUUGCGCAAGCAGUGUUACGUUCCAGGGCCGGCUUUGGUCAGCCUGGCCAACCCAUAGGCUCUUUCCUCUUCUUAGGCUCGACUGGUGUUGGAAAGACAGAGCUUGCAAAAGCUCUAGCGGAGCAGCUAUUUGACAGCGAGAAGAUGCUGGUUCGCUUUGACAUGUCUGAAUUUGUUGACAGGGGAUCUGUGCUGCGUCUCAUCGGAGCCCCUCCAAGCUACAAUGGCCAUGAAGACGGUGGACAGCUGACGGAGAAAAUCAGGAGACGCCCAUACAGUGUUAUCCUAUUUGAUGAGGUGGAGAAGGCAGAUCCGUCGGUGUUGAACCUUUUCGUGCAACUUCUGGAUGAUGGUGUGUUGACGGAUGGGAAAGGCCGGACCGUGGAUUUCAAGAAUACCAUCAUCAUCAUGACCUCAAAUCUAGGAGCGGAGCAUCUAACAGCUGGAAUGGCUGGAAACGGCACGAUGGAAGCUGCACGGGACCUUGUGAUGCAUCAGGUGCAGAAACACUUCAAACCUGAGCUUUGCAACAGGAUGAGUGAGAUUGUGAUAUUUGAGCCGCUUUCGCGCGACAAACUGAAGGAGAUUGUGAAAAUCCAGAUGAAGAGGAUUGUCGCCAGAGUCGCUAGCAAGGGCAUUUGUCUGUCUGUGAGCGAUGCCGCGUUGGAGGUGGUUUUGUCGGAAUCGUACAACCCGAUGUAUGGUGCGAGGCCUGUAAAGAGGUGGUUGCUGAAGAACGUGAUGACUGAUCUCUCUGAGAUGCUGGUCAAUGGACAAGUCGUCGAAGGCUCCUCCGUCUCCAUUGAUGCUGCCGAUGACAGGAGGCUCAAGUUUGAAGUGGUGAAGAAGGUGCAUUAGAAGCCUGCAGUAACAGGGCUUUGCUGACAAUUGCAUGCAGGAGCCUGCGCCCAAUAGCUUUCUCCAAGAUUUAGUUUAAUGACUGCAUUUUGUUUUUAGCUUGGAAAAUUGUGUUUGUUGUGGAGUCCCUGAUUACUACUACUUGCUAUCCUGAGCAACUCAAACUUGGUCUUCAAAUGACUCAGAAAACGAUGAUAGACACUUAGUUUUUUGAUACUGCA